AUGGGUUGUAGUUUGUCUUGUAGAUCAUCAUCGUGUGGAGUGAAGAAUAUGAUCCGAGUGGUUCACCUGAAUGGGUUGGUACAAGAUUUUGACCACCCUGUUUCGGUGAGUGAAGUCACUGGCACCGAUCGCCCACCAAAGCAGUUCCUUUGCACUCCAGCUCAACUCCUUUCCGACUGCUCCCAGUUGGGUCUUCAACCUGAUACUAUUCUUCAAGCUGGCCAUAUUUAUUUUCUUCUACCUUACACCACUCUGCAGUCUGAUGUGUCUCAUGUGUCUUUGGCAUCUAUUGCCAGAAAGCUCACUGCCAAAGCCAAGUCCACCAAGCCCAACUCCUCCACUCAGCCUGCCUCCACCCCGCUCUGGCCCUCGCCUGAUUCAGGGCUUGUGUCUUGUGGGGCACAAAGGUUGUCCCGCAUGCGUCCUUGGAAACCUGUCUUGGACACCAUCAGAGAAAAAUCAUUUAAUCGCCGAAGCGAAUCGGAUUUGCAGGAAGGAAACCUAGUCCAAAAUGUUUAG
Messenger RNA from Gossypium raimondii (Peruvian cotton), 519 nucleotides. RefSeq lists its product as uncharacterized. The coding region runs from base 1 to 519 and encodes 172 amino acids. The record is from RefSeq and is a predicted model, not a curated record. NCBI's taxonomy places the organism in Eukaryota, Viridiplantae, Streptophyta, Magnoliopsida, Malvales, Malvaceae. The transcript has a single exon.